UCUUUUGUUAACCUAGCAUGUUAAAUAAAGCCAGCCAACAAGAGCUAGUGACCAGUUAAACGCGGGAGUCUGUUUAGUUAGAAUAGCUAGUUUUGUAACAUGUUAUCUUGUGUCGUUUAUUGUACCCAGCUCAGUGAUUUAUGUGAUGCUAACGCCUCUCCGUCGCUGAUGCAACGUUGUGCAUUUUUUGCCUCGCUGAUCAUUACACAACCGGCUCAAUGAAACUCGUUAAUAGACUGGCUCGAUAAUCUGCCACAGUUGUAAAACGAGUUUGUUGAGCUGACAAAUAGGCGUGAACCACACAAAACCAAGAUGAUGCUUCAGGAUGGAUCAACCCAGCUUCUCUGCCUCACGGCCAGCAGCGGUGUUCCUCUUUUCACAAGAGGGGCCUCCAAACAGUUGCCCUUCUCUGUCAUCGGUUCCUUAAAUGGCGUUCACAUGUUCGGAGGAGGACAGGGAGUAGUGUUAUCCUGUUGUGAAACCGAGGGUGGAGGCAAGGUGGUGUGGAGAGUUUUCCAAGACAGUGUGAUGCUCAUUGCUGUAAGUGGGCCAUGCAACAAUAAAGAUGAUGACAUCCGUCUACAACGGCUUCUAGAGAAUGUGUGGAACUGCAUGGUGCUAGUGUUAGGGCAGGAUGAGCUGGCAAAUUUCAGGAAUGUUGAAAGGCUGAAGAAGGACUUGCGGUCUUGCUUCAGCCUCAUUGAUCAGCUGCUUGAAGAGAGUCAAGGGGGUAUCUUGGGAAACCUUACACACUGUGCUGAUUCACUGCUGCCGCCAAACUCUGCUCUUCUCCAAGAGGCGGUGGAUGGAUUUGCUCAAGCUGUUGACAGCGAGUUUGGUUGCCUCAUUGUCCAUGGGCGGAUAGCUACAGCGACUGAGAAGUGGUGGCGCCUGGCACCGCAAGAAGUUGUCCUGCUUUCUGCUUUGAUACGUUCCCUCUCUGCAUCUGGAUCAGUCUCUUGUGAUUACCCAGUUUUCCUUCCCCAAGGUAGCCCCACUGUGGCCCAUCGCCUGCUCCGCUUCCAGCUGCUACCUGGAGCAGAUGUGUGUGUUCUGUGCGGUCCCACACCUUCCCUGCACAGAGCCCAGACUGAGCUGGUGGGUUGUUUCUGGUCACCUCUGGUGGAGACCCUCAGAGACUGCCUUGCUGUUGGAGAGCGCUGCUUACCAGGAUCUGUUACCCUGCGGCCUGAUGUAUUGGCACUUCUUCUCAUAAACCGUGAAACUCGCCGUUCAGUCUCUUGUGUGCACACUUCCACUUAUCAUCCACUUAAUGACCCUUUACUCUCUACGUCCCGCCGCUGGGAACUACUGAAGCUCUUCUAUAUCUUCAGCAUAUCACGCUACUUCACCCAGGAUGAGACUUUAUGUGUCUCCCCUGAGGAGAAGGCCCAAAGAGGACACACUGAUGAGUUCCUCCUUGGAUUCUCCCACCAGCCUCAGCAGUGCUAUCUCGUUACAGAAGAGUGCAAAAGCUAUGGACUUCAGACCCAACAGCAUCAGCUCUUUCUGCUUCUAUUACCAUCUGUGCCCACCUUUGCACUGCGUUCAGUAGCUACACAGACUCUCUCUGAUAUAAUUUUAGCCACAGGGUUUUAAUUGAAUUGAAGAGUUAGAUUAAACAUUUUCACUUUGGUUAAAUCUACAGUGUUUGACUUAUUAAUAGUGUAGGGUAGUAGGAGAACAGCUAGUAUUCACUAUUGUGGAUUUACAGGGGAUGUUUUCAUUUUUCUUGAUCACUGGCUGCAAUUUAAACACUUUUAAAUAUUGAAAAACAAAUCCAGAAGCCAAAAUAUCAGCUUCUAUCUUAGCAUCUUUUGAGAAAAAAAAGAAAGGUUAAAUUGCAAUGGUAGUAGAAAACAGAAAGUUGUUAAAGGUUUUAACAAUGGUUAUUUACACACAGCUGCUACACUGCUGAAAAUAUGAAAACACGUGAAAGUGCUUUAAUGCUUGUUUUUCUUUUAAGCCAGGCAUUAAAUUAGUGUUGUGCCUUUAAGACUAACUAUACAGUCUUCCAAACUUGUUUUACAGUACUAAAAACUGGUAAGACUUGACAAAUACUCAGAGUUCACUGUAAUAAUUUAUCUAAAAUGUAUUUGACAAUGUGAAGUUGUCACACUGGGAUCAAUAAGGGCCUGCUGUUUGUUGUUUUGGUAGUUUUAUCAAAUGGUUUGAAAAUUGGUUGACUACACUGGUCUGCCUGCGUUCCAUACCUGCUAAACAUCUUGUAUGUCACAAAACAAAAUUCAGGAAAGACGUACCAAACAAGCAGGUGAAAUAAUAAGUAAGAAUUCGGAAACGGAUUACCUUUCAAGUGAUGUAACUGCGGUAAACUUGCCUCUGUCUGCACUUCUUUUGAAAUGUGUUGAAAUCUAUUUCAAAAUGUAUACCUAAAAACAGCUUUUAACAUUUCAUAUGUUGUCUUUGUUGUA
This is a messenger RNA of Melanotaenia boesemani (Boeseman's rainbowfish), 2432 nucleotides long. RefSeq names its product fuzzy planar cell polarity protein (gene fuz). Gene Ontology annotation, biological process: non-motile cilium assembly; vesicle-mediated transport. Bases 313 to 1599 code for a protein of 428 amino acids. Lineage: Eukaryota; Metazoa; Chordata; Actinopteri; Atheriniformes; Melanotaeniidae. The transcript has a single exon. The record is from RefSeq and is a predicted model, not a curated record.